CAGACAUACAGGUGCAUGAAAUCACUUCAGCUCGGCUCCGCUUCACAGUCAAGAAUGAUGAAGGUUCUGUUGCUGGUUCUUGUUCUCGCCCUGGUAUUGGCAAAUGGAUCUGCCCUGAAAUGUCACAACUGUGUCCCCCGCACCCCUGGAGGAAGUUGUGUGACCACUCAGGAGACGUGUGGCUAUAAAAAAGACACCUGUGUAGCUGCCAGAUUCACUAUCUCUCCCUAUUCUUACUUUCGGAGGUGCAUUAGCAUGGCAGACUGCAUGAUUCUUCAGUCCAGUCCCUAUAUUACAGCCAGUUGCUGUCAGACGGAUCUGUGCAACACCCCGGUUAUUUAAACCCACAAAUCUCAAUGCAUAUCAAGCCAUAACGGGAAAAAUUACCCAAACUGUGGCAUUUAAGUAGUGCAUGUCACACAUACAGUAUGUGACCCUGGACCACAAAACCAGUCAUAAGGGUCAAUUUUUCGAAAUUGA
Messenger RNA from Sinocyclocheilus grahami, 480 nucleotides. Its product is annotated as CD59B glycoprotein-like. The coding region runs from base 16 to 342 and encodes 108 amino acids. The record is from RefSeq and is a predicted model, not a curated record. NCBI's taxonomy places the organism in Eukaryota, Metazoa, Chordata, Actinopteri, Cypriniformes, Cyprinidae. The transcript is spliced from 4 exons.